UCCGCCGCGCCCGCCCGCGCGCCCUGCCGCAGCCGCACACAUGCCGCACCGCCCGCUCUAACCCUCUGUUAUGGACAAGCGCGCCGCCAGCGGCCGGGGCGAGCCCAUCCCGAGCAUCCUCAAGAAGCCCAAGAGCCGGCGUAAGGGCGACCUCCUCGACAAGCGGUCCAAGAUCAAGCGCGAGAAGGUGGAGGGCUCCCGGGGCGAGGAUGUGAGCGCGCCGCUGCCGCAGGGCUGCACGCCGCUCAUGUACGCCUGCCAGCAGGCCGACUACAAGGCCGUCGUCGACAUACUCAACAAGGAUCCGUCAUCAGUCCGCGUGCGUGACCGCGGCUUGCGCUGCGCGCUGCACUACUGCGCGUCGAGCGGCGCGGGCGCGAGCCAGGCGGCCCGCGCGGCGUGCGCGGACCGCGUGGUCAUGGCGGCGCCGGCGCUGGCGGGCGCGCGGGACGCCGACGGGCUCACGCCGCUGCACCUGGCCGUGGUGCACGGGAACGUGCCGCUCGUGCAGACAUUGCUGGCCGCCGGCGCCGACGUCAACGCCAGGGAUGACGAACACCACACUGUUGUGCAUUGGGCUACUGUGUGCGGCGAGGUGGGCGCGCUACGGGCCGUGCUGGCAGCGGGGGCGGAGGCCGCCACGCCCGACCAGCACGGCGGGUACCCGCUGCACUACGCCGCGCAGAUGUGCGGAGCGCCCGCCGCCACUGACCACCAGUCUCGAGGAGCUGCACUAGAAGUCAUGCGAGCACUGAUCAAGGAGGGUGCAGCGCAAGUCGACGUGCGCGACGCGGACGGGCGCACGCCGCUGCUGUGGGCCGCGUCGGCGGGGUCGGCGGCUGCCGUGCUGGCGCUGCACCAGGCCGGCGCCAGAGUCGACGACGCGGAUAGAGACGGCCUUACAGCAUUACACUGCGCCGCGGCUCGAGGCCACACUGAAGCCCUAGAGACACUGGUAGGUCUGUGUGGGGCUCGCGUGGACGUGGCGGAUUCUCACGGUUGUACUCCGCUCCACUACGCAGCAGCUUUGGGUCACGCUGACGCUACAUCUGCGUUACUGCAGCACGGAGCUGACUCUCAUCGCCAGGACAGACGUGGACGCAGCCCAGCACAUACCGCUGCCGCCAAAGGACAAAUCGAAACCGUGCGAAUACUUGGUGCCAGAGGAGCAAAUUUAUGGCUUCGUAAUUCCAAGGGUGAUUUGCCACUACACGAAGCUGUAGCAUCAGGGAGGCGGGAAUUAGUGAAAUGGCUCCUAGAUGGCAGACCUUCGCAAGUGAAUGCAACUAAUCACGAAGGCAGAACACCAUUGCAUAUUGCUGCAGCAACUGACAAUGCAGACUUAUGUCGAUUAUUACUAGAUCGUGGUGCAGAAGUUAAUCCCGUAGCGAGGUCAUCGAAGAAUGAACCACUCACGCCUUUAGAUUGUGCAACAAGCCGUGGCCAUAGGUCGACAGCAAAAUAUCUUCAAAUGCACGGCGGUCUCCCAGCUUCAAAGUUAGCGAACACUCAAAUCGUAAUCGACGGCGCUCCAAUAACAGCUUUGCCAACACGAAGAGUCACCAGCACUAAAAUUGACGUACGAGAUAGAAUAAGAAUAGAAAAACGUGAAGUUGUAGAACUGUCAAGUCCCGUCCCAGAGCGACGACGUAUUAAAGACAGGCAUGAAAGUAUUUCUAGUAGCUCGUCUUCCAUUGACAGAAAAUCUAGGAAAAGAUCUGAAAACAGGUAUUCAGAUCGAUAUCACGACCGUAGAAAACGGCUGAUGGAACCACAGAAAAGUUUCAGUGAUGGCUAUGACAGUGAGCACGAAGUACAUAGCAGAGACCAUUCCUACGAUAGAAAACAUCGUAAAGGUUCUAAGAAAAGUAGAUCAAAAAGUGAACCGAGUGAAUGUAGACGAAGUAAGAGUAGCGCCAAGCAACAUCGACGUUAUCGCUCUGGAUCAGAAAGUUCAUCAGGCUCAGAAAGUUAUUCUGAGAAAAAGAAAAGUAAACGACACAGGAAACGAAGCAAAAGGAGGACUAGCUCAACCACGGAAAGCAGUAGCUCCGAAUCCAGUGAAAGACGCAGCACAAAGCGUAAAGGAAAGAAAACAUCUAUCCAUAUUGAAAACGACGAUGAGAAACAAAGUGUUAACAUUAUAAAAUACAAAGGUGCUGAAAAUGUACAAAGUGCUGGUGAAGGUAAACAAGACAACAUUGAAGAUGGAGCAGAUCCUACCGUCGCUCCUGUAAAAUCAGAAACUGAUAAAGAAGAUGGCCAGUUAGUUAAGAGCAAAACUCUUAGCGAAACAGAAACUGAUACGCUUUCGGUGAAAACAAACAUGAUCGUAACGGAAGCUCAAAUACAUAUGGAGCGUGCAUCUAGCCAACAAGGAAGUUCUGAAAUACAUGUCACUGUAGAUUCCUUAAAUAAUGUGUCUAUAGAAACAGCUAAUUUAUCUUUAACACAUAAAGACUUAAAUGAAGAAACUAAAUUAGAUUCACAAACAGCACAGAUCGCCGACGAUACUAAAGUAUUAGAGGGUACAAUAGAUACAACAGCUGCAGUGGAGUCUGACGUUCAGCCAAAAACACACGAAGCUGCCAAUGAAUCUACCUUAAAAGAGGAAAUACCUAUUACUGAUGUAAACAAAACAGAAACUAAAGAAGCGGAAUUAGUAAAAUCUGAAUCUACGACUGUAGACAGCACAGCAAAAGCGGGCGAAACAUUGGCAGAAUCUCAAAAACCGAGCAAAGAUACUGAAAGCGCUGGAGCAAGUCCUACUCCAACUGGAGAAGCAAAAACUGCUGAAUCAUCUUCUAACUCUACUUUGGAAAGACAUCGAAAAAGGUCAUUCCAAGUACUUUCCGGGCCGGAUGAACCGUCGGAUGGAAAGCAAGGUGACUUAGAGACUUUCGGUACAGGUGGCAGCGAGCAAAUAGAUCGAGAGAAAAGUACAUCUGUGUCUUUUGCGAAUAAAGAUGAAGUUUUUGAAAGUAAAGAUUCGGAUAAGUUAUCUGAUCAUCCGAUGGGCGAAGAAGUUCUACAUGGUGAAUUGGAAACUGAUGAUCAAAUUCAAAAUAAUUUACAAAAAGAUAGCAGUAGCAAUACAAUGAGUUCCGAAGAAAAAAGAAAAGAAUAUGCUUCGACUACUGGGAGUAGCAGCGAGUUAGCUGAGAAAGGUAUUGUAACAGUUAUUGACGGUGAAGUUACAUCUAGUGAUCGGGCUGUACAACAGGUUAUCAUGGAAAAUGUAACCGACGAUUACGAUAUUAAUUUACCACUGGCGCAAUCAUCACCAAAAUCUGUUAGGAAAACUUCUAAGGACAGUCAACUCGGCAGUAGAAAGAGCAGCAUAUAUGAAACCGAAAGCUAUAAAGUACUCUCUGACGUCGCUAGUGUACCUGAUGCGAGUAGCCCAGGGAUACUGAAAAAACGUUCUAAAUUAGUGGAAGGUGCUCUAGAGGAUGACAAAGAAGAGUCAUUUGUUGAUGAUAGAUUGGCGAAGGAUGGUAUAUAUGGCCGGAUUCCAAGUGUGAGCGACAACGAAUUAUAUAGUCAUUCCGAAGCUAAUGGGCGCCGAAAACGUUUUCGUAAAAAAGGUAGAGCUAAGAGUCGCUCAACGAUAAGAUCUAAAAGUGAGAAUUCUGAGCGUGGGUAUGAAUCUAGCGGGUUAAUGGAUUCUGGCUUCGAACCGAGUCCGAGAGCUAUUCAGCGCCGUAUUAUGAGUCCGCGACUUGCUGCUUACUAUCAACAAAGGAACGCCAGCGGAAGGCACUCCGGAAAAUUCGAUAGCCGAAUACCGGUGAGAAAACCAGGUGACAAACAUGCGGUAGAUAUGAAGUCUGUUACACAACGAAUUCAAACUAACAUGAGACGGUACUAUUGUGAAAGGAAAAUAUUUCAGCAUCUGUUAGAAUUAAAACGUUUGCAAAUAAGAACAAGUAAAACAAAUGAGGCAGUUCUUGUCAAGAGAGCAAUUGAGGAAUACAACAAGUCCAGUUUGGCGAGUGUUGGUUUGGGUCCCUACAACAAUCCCGACUUCUCUUUUAGCAGCUUCGAAAAAUUUCUGUAUGAAAGUCUAAGAAAAUUGCAGAAAAGUGGCAAGAAACAUCUGGACAACUUGCCUCUGAAACCGUUUGACUUUGAUUACGGAGAAAGCGAACUUUACAAAAUGAGCUCAAUACCGGACAAUCCUUGUCUUUGUACCAGCAAAACUCACCGAUGUUUCCACGCGGUACACGCGUACACUGGAAUACCAUGUUCGGCGUACAUACCAUUCAAAUUGGAUCAUCACACGAUGCCCAAACCCGCUACAGCGGGUCCCAGCACCAAGUCUAAAGGAUUUCUUCCGAAGAUAAACAACAAGCCACCGACUGGACCAGGGAAAGCCCACGUCACGCUGGAAGUGUCUCACGGAACGGAGCGACAACUAAUUGCACUGCCAGCAGAGAAAUUGGAUAAGAAUAAAAGAUAUUACGUCACUUUCACUGUAAAGGGGUCAGAGCCUCCUUCUGAUAAUGAUAACUCGUCGCCGACGAACGCUAAAAGCGUGCGAAGUGGCUAGUUCUGGAGCUUAGAUAUAUUUGAAAGUAAGAAAAAAAUAUAUAGGAGGCGUCAAUCACUGCCAGGUUAAUAUUUAUAAUUCCUAAAAAUUAAUUUAUUAAAUUAUGCACCACAGUAUUAAAUAAUUAAAAUAAAUAUUUAUUGUGAUCAGACUGAAACAAUCCGUCCAUUUCAGAUGAACGAAAGUAUAUUAACCAUAGAUUUAAUAUACUGAGUAUAAUAUAUUAAAUCUAUGAUAUUAACUAUAUUUUUUCUAUACGUAUAAAUCUAAAAUAUAGUAAAUGUUAUAUAUUUUAAAAUAUCAGAAUACAUAUUGAAUUUAUCUUCGAUAUUUUGUGUUGUACAACAAUGAUUGUGUAGUCUUCCCAUUGAAAUUUUAGCAAAAUAUUGCACUGAAAUUGUAAUGAUUAUUCCAUCUUAAAAUGAUAAAAGAUUUCAGCACAAAAAAAAAAUAGAAUACUCAAAGAAUACUGUAGAUUUUGUCAAUA
Messenger RNA from Pectinophora gossypiella (pink bollworm), 5039 nucleotides. Its product is annotated as protein phosphatase 1 regulatory subunit 12A. The record is from RefSeq and is a predicted model, not a curated record. Gene Ontology annotation, cellular component: ciliary inversin compartment. Gene Ontology annotation, biological process: protein localization to ciliary inversin compartment. Gene Ontology annotation, molecular function: protein binding. The coding region runs from base 71 to 4552 and encodes 1493 amino acids. NCBI's taxonomy places the organism in Eukaryota, Metazoa, Arthropoda, Insecta, Lepidoptera, Gelechiidae. The transcript is spliced from 8 exons.